AUGUCCGUGACAUUACACACCACAAAGGGCGAUCUCAAGCUCGAGAUCUUCUGCGAGAGCGUGCCUAAGACAGCCGAGAACUUCUUAGCCCUCUGCGCCUCGGGGUACUACGACCGCUCGCCCUUCCACCGACUCAUCCCCAGCUUCAUGACACAGACCGGCGCGCCCGCCGAACCCAACCCACCCGAGAAUCCAAAGGGCGGCAGAUCCAUAUGGGGUGGUACCUUUGAGGAUGAGCUACGGCCGACGCUCAAACACAAUGCCAGGGGCAUCGUCUCCAUGGCCAACAAAGGACCGGCGACGAACGGCUCGCAGUUUUUUAUCCUGUUCGACAAGGCGCCGCACUUGGACGGGCUGAAUACGGUCUUUGGCAAACUCAUUGGCGACGAGAGCCUGGCUACUCUGCACAAGAUCGAGACGACGGAGGUGGAUAAGAAGAGCAGGCCAAAGGAGAAGAUUGUCAUUGAAAAGGUCACGAUGCACGCCAAUCCACUAGCGGGUUGA
Messenger RNA from Microdochium trichocladiopsis, 504 nucleotides. Its product is annotated as peptidyl-prolyl cis-trans isomerase. The record is from RefSeq and is a predicted model, not a curated record. Gene Ontology annotation, biological process: protein folding; protein peptidyl-prolyl isomerization. Gene Ontology annotation, cellular component: catalytic step 2 spliceosome. Bases 1 to 504 code for a protein of 167 amino acids. The transcript has 2 exons. NCBI's taxonomy places the organism in Eukaryota, Fungi, Ascomycota, Sordariomycetes, Xylariales, Microdochiaceae. Gene Ontology annotation, molecular function: peptidyl-prolyl cis-trans isomerase activity.